GCCUAUUUUCCAGGACAUUAUUAUAUUCUUGUACUUGUGUCCUCAUCUUCUCCAAGUAUAGGGGAGAUAUGUUUGUUUUUCUUAAUUGAACACAAACCUCAGGUAUGAUACUUUCCACUCCUCUUCUUGAAAGAGAACAAGAGCAAGGCAUUGGUAAUCGUAGGCUGUUGCCAAUUCAUGAAGAAGAGGAUGGAAUUGUAAAGAACCUCGAUGCUGGUGCUCUUUUUGUUCUUAAAUCUAAAGGAUCAUGGCUGCACUGUGGUUACCAUUUGACAACUUCCAUCGUUGCUCCUUCUCUACUAAGCCUUCCAUAUGCCUUGGCUUCUCUCGGAUGGUUAGCCGGGGUUUUUUGUUUGGUCAUUGGAGCUCUUGUCACUUUCUACUCCUACAACUUGACGUCCAUAGUUCUUGAACACCAUGCUCAGUUGGGUCAUCGCUACCUUCGGUUCAGAGACAUGGCUAUUCAUACCUUGGGGCCUAAAUGGGGCUGGUACUAUGUGGCACCAAUUCAGUUCAUUGUCUGUUAUGGUGCUGUUAUCGGCAGUGCUCUUCUUGGAGGACAAUGCUUGAAGACAAUAUACUUGCUGUCAACUACUGAUGGAACUAUGAAGCUUUAUGAAUUCAUCAUCAUUUUUGGGUGCUUCAUGCUGAUUUUAGCUCAAAUGCCAUCUUUUCACUCACUGAGAUACAUCAACUUGAUAUCUCUGCUUCUGUGUCUCGCAUAUAGUGCUUGCAUCACUGCCGGUUCUAUUUACAUCGGAAAUUCAUCCAAGGCACCAAAAAAAGACUAUUCACUAAGUGGUGAUACUGUAAGUCUUAUUUUCGGAUUCUUCAAUGCCUCAGCCAUCAUUGCUACGACAUAUGGAAAUGGAAUAAUUCCAGAAAUUCAGGCAACAUUAGCUCCACCAGUGAAGGGCAAAAUGUUCAAGGGGCUAUGUAUAUGUUAUGCGGUAGUUACAGUGACUUUUUUCAGUGUCGCCAUCUCUGGCUAUUGGGCAUUUGGCAAUGGAGCAGACAGUCUCGUCCUAAGCAACUUCUUUGAGGAUGAUAAGCCUCUAUUGCCAGAGUGGUUUAUUCUUAUGACCACAAUAUUUAUUUGUCUCCAACUAUCAGCUGUUGCAUUGGUGUACUUGCAGCCCACAAAUGAAGCUGUGGAGCACAUAUUCUCUGAUCCAACAAGCAAUCAAUUCUCUGUUCGCAAUGUUAUUCCGAGAGUGAUGCUCCGAUCAGUGAUGAUUGUCAUAGCCACAACUUUAGCAGCAAUGCUUCCAUUCUUUGGGGACCUCAAUUCCUUGAUUGGGGCUUUUGGUUUCAUCCCUCUGGACUUUGUCCUGCCAAUGUUUUUCUUUAACUCAACAUUUAAACUGUCAAAAUUUAGCCCCACUUUCUGGUUAAAUAGCAUAAUUGCAGUAGUUUUCUCAAUGUUAUCUGCUAUAGCAGUAAUUGCAGCUGUUAGACAAAUAGGCAUUGAUGCCAAAACUUUUAUGUUUUUUGCUGAUUUAUGAUUUCACCUGAGGGUACAGCCUUCUGCUUUAUAAGAAUACAGAUGUCAAGAUGACUA
Mangifera indica (mango) is the source of this 1561-nucleotide messenger RNA. RefSeq names its product GABA transporter 1-like. The record is from RefSeq and is a predicted model, not a curated record. Bases 105 to 1505 code for a protein of 466 amino acids. Gene Ontology annotation, cellular component: plasma membrane. The transcript is spliced from 7 exons. Lineage: Eukaryota; Viridiplantae; Streptophyta; Magnoliopsida; Sapindales; Anacardiaceae.